Molecule: messenger RNA, 1788 nt
Organism: Saxophila tyrrhenica
Lineage: Eukaryota; Fungi; Ascomycota; Dothideomycetes; Mycosphaerellales; Extremaceae
Exons: 1
Coding region: 1-1788 (595 amino acids)
Source: RefSeq, a predicted model, not a curated record
AUGGCGUUCCAGCAACCGCAACAGCGGCCGGCGGCUUUACGGCAGGUGUCCUCGGCGCGACAGACGAGUGAACAAGUACAAGUGCCUGCGUCGCCGGCGCGGAAGAGGACGAUCGAAGAAUCGCAGGAAUGGAUCUUGUUCUCGCCGGCUCAGAACGAUGAGCAAUCGCGGACGUCGCAAACGCCUCGAACAGCGACACAGCUAUCCGACUUUGGGUCGUUGGAGACGCACAUUCGAUCGCAGCCGAUAGGCGAUAACAACGAUAACGAUCUCACAUGUCAAGGAACGGAGGUCGAUGACGACGGUGCUGAGCUGGACAGUCUGGACGAUGGACUGCAUGCCUUCCACCAUAACCCUUUCUCGACUACUUCGAACAACCUCGAUCAGAGUGGCGGCACAGUGCUACCGAUGCACGAUGGUUUUGGUUCAUUCCCGUCGUAUACCGGCCUGCAAGAGCAUCUGUGGCAAUUUGAGCGACACAAUCCACAGCGGAAGAGGCACGUCAGGAGGAGAAGUAGCGUACAGAAGAGGCUCGAUGCGCUGGAUGAAGAGCAAGAUGUGGACGUUGAAGAUGAGCGCACAGCACGGAUUGAGAAAUGGAGGUUGGAGCAGAGCAGGGCGGUGCUCGAUGAGAUUGAGAAGGAGACAAGGCGGAGGCGACGGAGGAUGAGUCGGAUGAGUGGUGCGAGCGCUUCGAUGGAUCUCAGAGGAUUAGAAGACAGCACGAUGCUGAGGGCCGAGCAGGCUAUACUUGAAGAGCCGGAGCAGGAAUCGAAGAGCGAGGAGCAGUCGUCCGGGGAGUCGUUUUGGCAGCGCAUCACGAGGAGGGUCAUUCGAGACCUUAUCGGGCUGGACGAGAACACACUGUCUGUCAUAUUUGGCGAAUCGCUACCAGACGAUGCAUCGCCCACGCCUACGCAGCCAUCCCCGAUCGCCCUGGCCACUGCAUCACCCCCUCAGCAAUCUCGAGUCUCCUUCCUCGACCCUGGCUACAGCUGGGAAGUCAAGCUCCUCGACCACAUCGCACGCGAGCUCGGCGUCCUAGUGCACCAACUCACCGAACACGACGGCCGCGCCUUCAACACCUACCUCUCCACCCUCUCCGAAUCACCCUCGUACGCUGGCCUCCCAGCCCGCGAUAUCCCGCCCCGCCAGCCCUCCCUCCGCCAACAGCGCCCCAACGAAGCCGACCGUGCCAACCCCACAUCAGCCGACCCAAUCUUCAACCCCACCCUCUCCCACCCACCCUACACCCCCACCGAAGCACCCGACUCCUCCCUCUGGGGCAUCGAAGAAGAACCCACCGCCUCCUCCCCCACCGACCACGAAGCCUCCCGCGCCUACUGGGAGCGCUCCAUCGACGUCUCCAUGAUCUUCACCUACCUGCGUCGGCGCUUCUCCUCGCACCCUCCUCCCCCUAACCAUCCCUCCUCGGACCAUGGUCCUUUGCCAGCCUCCUGGACCUCCACCUCUGCCUUGGGAACGAGUCCCGAAUCCCUCCGCCGCGCCGAAGCCAUACGCCGCCAACACCCUCUCGUCUCUCGUGCGGCGGACAGGGCUGCGCAGCAGAGUCGGCGGAGGGAUAGUCUGCUGCGACGGCAUCAGUUGCAGCAGAUUGCGCUGAAGAGGGCGGGGAGCAGUAGCUGUGCUAGUCAGAGUACUAAACGGAGUCGAAGAAGUGGAGGGGGGAGUUCGAGGCAUUUCUGGGAUUUGGGGGGGAGUGUUGGGAGUGUGGGGAGUGGGCAUGCGAUGAGCUCGGGAGGGCUUGGUGGGUGGGGGGAGGUGUGA